Anolis carolinensis (green anole) is the source of this 2879-nucleotide messenger RNA. Its product is annotated as zinc finger protein 135-like. Lineage: Eukaryota; Metazoa; Chordata; Lepidosauria; Squamata; Anolidae. The record is from RefSeq and is a predicted model, not a curated record. The coding region runs from base 377 to 1732 and encodes 451 amino acids. The transcript has a single exon.
GUCCCAUAAGUCUCUAUCAUUUCCCCCACACCUUUGUUGGUUUCUGUGUCCACCCUUAAGAAGAUCCUUCAUUUCUGCGUUUCUUGCUAUUCCCAUUUUCAACAUGAUCCAUGAAGGGAAAAGGGGAAAAGGGUUUCUGGCUUUCAUCUCUUUUUCUUUUAUUUCUUCUUUCUUCACCAGGAAAAGGAGCAUUCUAUGGAGCCACACUUGUCAUGGAGAGAAAUAAUUCAACAUCUAGUGGCUAUUGAAGAAUUUGGAAUUCCAAAGUGCAGUAAGUCAGACAUAUAGGAAGAAGAAAUGCUGCGAAGGUGCUGAUCUGGAUGAACUCUUCAGCUCACUCAAAGUUCAGGAAAGUGUCUGUCUUGCAAGUACCAACAUGGAGAAAAAAACAAAUUCAUGUACUGAAUGUGGAAAGAAUUUUAAGCAGCAGAAACUUCAUGAAAGAACUCACACUGGUGAAAAACCCUACACAUGUUUGGAAUGUGGGAAGAGCUUUGCUCAGAGUGGAAAUUUACUUACGCAUCAGAGAACUCACACUGGUGAGAAACCCUAUAGUUGCCUGGAAUGUGGAAAGAGCUUCUCGCAGAGUGGGUAUCUACGUUCACAUCAAAGAACUCACACUGGGGAGAAACCCUAUGAAUGUCCGGAGUGUGGAAGGAAAUUCACUCAGAGUGUACAUUUACGGACACAUCAAAGGAUUCACACUGGGGAGAAACCCUAUACAUGUCUGGAAUGUGGAGGCAGCUUUGUUGGCAUUGGAGACCUACGUAAGCAUGAAAGAACUCACACUGGGGAGAAACCCUAUAAAUGUCAAGAGUGUGGAAAGAAUUUUGUGCAUAGUGGAGCUCUACAUUCACACCAAAGAACUCACACUGGUGAGAAACCCUAUAAAUGCCUGGAGUGUGGAAAGAGUUUUAUUCAGAGUGGGAAUCUACGUUCACAUCAGAGAACUCACACUGGGGAGAAACCCUAUAAAUGCCUGGAGUGUGGAAAGAGUUUUAUUCAGAGUGGGAAUCUACGUUCACAUCAGAGAACUCACACUGGGGAGAAACCCUUUAAAUGCUUGGAGUGUGGAAAGAGCUUCACUCGCAGUGGAGAUCUACAUUCACAUCAAAGAAGUCACACUGGGGAGAAACCCUAUAUAUGUCUGGAAUGUGGGAAGAGCUUCACUUUCAUUGGAGAUCUACAUAAGCAUAAAAGAACUCAUACUGGGGAGAAACCUUAUGAAUGCCAGGAGUGUGGACAGAGCUUUGUGCAUAAUGGAGCUCUACAUUCACACCAAAGAACUCACACUGGGGAGAAACCCUAUAAAUGUCUGGAGUGUGGAAAGACCUUUGCGCAGAGUGGUAAUCUAUGUAAACAUCAAAGAACUCACACUGGGGAGAAACCCUAUAAAUGCCUGGAGUGUGGAAAGAGCUUUGCGCAGAUUGGAAAUUUAUAUAAACAUCAAAGAACUCACCCUGGGGAGAAACCCUUUAAAUGCUUCGAGUGUGGAAAGAGCUUCACUCGCAGUGGAGAUCUACAUUCACAUGAAAGAGCACAUACUGGGGAGAAACCCUAUGCAUUUCUGGAGUGUGGAAAGAGUUUCACUCAGAGUGGAACUUUACAUAUACAUCAAAAUAUUAACACCGGGGAGAAACUCUUUAAAUGUCAUGAGUGUGGAAAGAGCUUCACUGACACUGGAGAACUAUGUAAGCAUGAAAGAACUCACGCUGGGGAGAAAACCCUAUAAAUGCCGGGAGUGUGGAAAGAAUUUUGUGAAAAGUGGAAAACUACAUUUACAUCAAAGAACUCACAUUGGGGAGAAACCCUAUAAAUGCCAGGAGUGUGGAAAUAAUUUUACUCAGAGUGGAAAUCUACGUUCACAUCAGAGAACUCACGCUGGGAAGAAACUAUAAAUGUAUAGAAAGUGGGAAGAGCUUCCUUGAAAGUGGAGAUCUACAUAAACAUAAUAGAACCCAUGUUGGGAAUAAACUCUAUUUUGGCAAUUGCCAAGUUAUGUUCUGUAGGUUUGUUUUUAAGUUGAAUUUUAAGUGUAACUCUGUCCACUGUUAUGUUAUGCUAUGCUAUGUAGAUAGAUAUGUUUUGCACAACAUACUGAAGGAUUAACACUAAUUUGGUUUUAGUUUUGCUGUCUGUGUCCCUAUUCAGAAGAUUUCAUAGAAUCAUAAAAUAGUAGAGUUGGAAGAGACCUCAUGGGCCAUCCAGUCCAACCCCCUGCCAAGAAGCAGGAAAUCGCCUCACUUUCCCGGUGAUAAUUGGAUUUUGAAAAAAUUGGCUUGUUGUGGAAACAAGGACUGGGGAUAAAACUCCAGUGGAGACCCCUUUUCUUUAUGAUAACUCUUUCAGAGUUAAUUUGUCUUCUUAGGGGUAGAAGUUGCUCUCACUUCUUGUUGUCCCAACCCUGUUCUUAACUAUGAGUCAAUUGUAAGUUGGGUGUAACUGUACAUGUGUGGGCUGUGGAAAGAGCUUUGCUGAGAGUCAUCUACAUGCAUCAGAGGCCCAAGGAACAGAGGCUUUAGGCAGUUGAUCACAGCAUCGGGAGACCAGCAAGAGACAGCCAGCAGUUGAGAAUUCAUAACUGCUUCUAACGAUCAGAGGAUUCCUUGCUUGGACCUCACAGGUCUUCUCUGGGUCGUUAGUGACCCUCUCUUUCCCGAUGGCUCCAAUGGAUUCCCAAGGCUUAGCGAGUCCAUGCAGAUAUUCACUGUCUUCCCUUUUGACAGCAUAAGCGCUGAAAAGAGUGCAAUCUGCUUGGCCUUCUGAGGGGAUGGGUCUCCUUCAGUUGGGUCUCCUCAUGCCUCUGGCCAGAGUAGUCCCUAAGUGUGUGUGGCUGCUCAAGAAUCCUUGAAGUCAGUCCAUGCCAACAGUAAUGAACU